Ylistrum balloti is the source of this 1401-nucleotide messenger RNA. RefSeq lists its product as uncharacterized. The coding region runs from base 1 to 1353 and encodes 450 amino acids. Lineage: Eukaryota; Metazoa; Mollusca; Bivalvia; Pectinida; Pectinidae. The record is from RefSeq and is a predicted model, not a curated record. The transcript is spliced from 4 exons.
AUGGGAGACACUGACAGCCUUUCAGUGAAGCUACGAAAGGAAGGUAACAACGUUUACACUUCUGUCAGAGAGGGUCUCUGUAACUCGAUCAGAUUUCAAAGGUUCAAUAAGGCUGCAGAAUGUUAUCGCAGAGCCUUCCAGGCAGCAGAAGAGAAGGCAGAAAUGAUAUCAGCUGCCAAAAACUUAGCAAUGGCCUCGUGGAGACUUGCAAAGGUUGAAAUAGAACUGUCUAUGAAAGCUGCAAAUACAACUCGUUAUUAUAAAGAGGCAUUCAAGCAUUUUUCAUAUACAUAUUUGAAUGGGAUUUCGUGCUACACACUCGAUUGGACAGCAAAGCUUUGUGCAUCAAUUAACGACUGCUGGCAGGACUUUAGUUGUUUAAUGAAUGAUCACUUCGACUUGGAAGCAAGAAUCGAUCAAUAUUACCUUGUUCUUGAGGCUGUUGAAAUAGAUUAUGUUAGAGGCAAUUUUUAUCUCAACCUUGCAAGGUUUUAUUUCCGUAACGGUGUGACAGCAAUUGAGAAUAAAAAUUAUCAGCGUGGGUUGUCUGAAAUGAGGAACUGUUCCAUGCCCAUUCACGAAGCUAGAAAAUAUUGUUUGGAUAAAAAGAAUGUCGGGAAGGAGUGUGGUAUUCUAGAGGACGACGUCAUAAUGCACGAAUGUACUGCGGAUGCAAUGCAAGCAAUAGCUAUCGGUGACAACUUGUUCAAACAAGCCAUAGAACAGACAGAUGAUGUAAACAUGGACAUGAUUUGGGACGUGGUAGAUUGGUAUAAAGUUGCAGUUCUGCGCACGCGUGAGAGAACUGAAAAGGAACAGGAGGCCAUUGCGACAAGUAGAUUAGGCAGACUUUAUGAAAAGGUGCUGAAGAUGAAAGAAAAAGCCAAGGACUACAUGAUGCGAUCAGUUCAACUAGCACAUAGCAUGCAGCCUCGUGUGUUCACAUCGGAAGACUGGUUUAAAGAGGCUUCGGCUAUUGUGAAAAAAUACCAAGACGAGAAAGUAGCAGAGGAAGAUGCAGAAUGGAAGAAACAAAGAGAAGAGAUAAAGAAAGAAAUGACUGAACAACUGGAAGACCUCAAAAAAGCUGACAAAAAGGGUGACUUAGAACUGCUCGCUUAUAUUUACAAGAACUUCCCACCGAAGAAUCCUCUUUACAAGGACUCAUUCGUCAUGCCGUCGGACCCCUCAGAGAUAGAUUUAGCCAAAAAGAAGAAAUGGUAUCAACAAGCAGUGGUUAACUAUCAUCCCGAUAGGGCGAAUGAGAAGGAAAAUGGGUUACAGUGGAAGGUUCUGACAGAAGAGAUCACCAAGAUCAUCAACUGCCGGUAUAACCGACAGAAGGAUUUGUGAAGGCAGCAGCAAUGUAAUGUGUAUUGUAUAUGCUGAAAAAUAAUCCAA